CAGAUGCGAUAGAAAGCGAUUCAGUAUGUUUGCAGUGAACAAUCUCAGAUGUACGUAAAAGCUCCGUGGAAAGUGCUUAAUAUUGAGUCAACAUCUUGCUUGCUCCCGUUGUUUGUUUCAAAUAACUGAUCUGAUGAAUAAGUGGAAUUUUAUUUUGAACACUCAACCAAGCGGAGAAGCAAAAGGAAAAAAAUGCAUUUACAAGAAUCUCACAAGAACGACGAAAAUGUCGCAGGAUCCCACAAAAAUCCGAGGGCUAACGCUAAAGACAAUCGGCAACAAGAACGCCAGGACCAAAACAAAUCGAAUCAACGGAAAUCUAUCAUAAACGACAGUCCCAAAUAUCAAGAUCAAGACAUACUAAGAUUUCAGCCCCCGCCACCAUCAAAGCCACCACCAUCAAUCGCACCAGCGGCUCUUCAAGCCCGAUUUCUACAAAACAUUGGUGCUGGUGCUGGUAUCGGAACGGGUGCUACGGUGAUAGCGGUGGAUUCGUCCGAGGAUCAGGUAUAUCCUUUUCCAAAUCAACUACAGCGUUCUGCAACACUACCAGCCAAACAUAAUCGUCUAGGAGUACGAAGUCGGGUGACUUUCAAGGUCCCGUCAACGAUAACGCCGUCUCCAUCGCCAUCGGCAUCGCCUGCUGUUGCCCCUGCUCCUGUUGCUCCUGUUGCUCCUGUUGCAUUGGAAAGAAGCAGCAACAUUGCAACACCGAACAACUGUAACCAAGUGGCACAAAAGGAAACGGCCAAAAUGACGUCUGAGGAUCUAUUGCAACCGGGACAUGUAGUUAAGGAACGUUGGAAGGUUGUCCGCAAGAUUGGUGGAGGUGGCUUUGGCGAGAUUUAUGAAGGCCAGGACUUGAUAACCCGUGAACAGGUGGCGCUCAAGGUCGAAUCAGCACGUCAACCGAAACAGGUACUCAAAAUGGAGGUGGCCGUUCUGAAAAAGCUGCAAGGAAAGGAGCACGUAUGCCGUUUCAUUGGAUGUGGAAGAAACGACCGUUUCAACUAUGUUGUAAUGCAGCUGCAGGGUAAAAAUUUGGCCGAGCUGAGGAGAGCACAGCCACGGGGAGCAUUCUCCCUGAGUACAACACUUAGACUGGGCCUACAAAUCUUAAGGGCCAUUGAAUCGAUACAUUCUGUUGGCUUCCUUCAUCGCGACAUUAAGCCGAGCAAUUUUUCAGUAGGUCGUUUACCCUAUAAUUGCCGGAGAGUGUAUAUGCUCGACUUUGGACUAGCGCGUCAAUAUACCACGGGCACAGGCGAGGUUCGUUGUCCCCGAGCAGCUGCUGGAUUCCGGGGUACAGUUCGGUACGCCUCAAUAAAUGCUCAUCGUAACCGGGAAAUGGGACGGCACGAUGAUCUAUGGUCCUUAUUCUAUAUGCUUGUUGAAUUUGUGAAUGGGCAAUUGCCGUGGCGAAAAAUCAAAGACAAGGAACAAGUUGGAUUAACAAAAGAGAAAUACGAUCACAGAAUACUAUUGAAACACUUACCGUCGGAUUUGAAACAAUUCUUAGAGCACAUUCAAUCACUUACCUAUGCGGACAGGCCAGAUUAUGCGAUGCUAAUUGGCCUCUUCGAGCGGUGUAUGAAACGACGGGGCGUUAAGGAGGCCGAUCCGUACGAUUGGGAGAAAGUAGAUACCGCCACAAUAGGCAACAUUAAUUCGGCAACAAAUGCUCCAACAGCUCCAGUGAAAAACGAAUAUAUCCAUGGCAAUAUCACUCAAAUGACGGUAGCUGCCUCAAAUGCCAGCGGUACAGAAUACAUUCGGAAACGUAACGAUAUUGACACUGCUCAGAUGGCGUCAACGGAGCCUCUACAUAUUAAAGAAAAGGUUGAUAAGAAUUGCAAUGCAACAACAACGCCACAAGCCUCAGGGGAAUGCGCAAUGCAAAAUGUGAAUUCAGGUAAUCAAAAUACAUUGCCAAAACAGCAGCAGCAACAACAACAACAACAACAACAACAGCAAUUGGUGCUGGCCGUAAAUAGUUCGGUGGCUAUGCCGAAUUUUCCCAGUGCAUUGAUCAAAUCAUCAACAGUGGUCAUUGCGAACCAUGAAGCAACUGCUGGAGCUGCAUUAAAGUCCGCACAGGCCACAAAUCAUGGGAAGCGGUAUAUGGGUCAGGGUCAAGGUCAAGGUCAAGGCCAGGGUCAAGGACAAGGGCAGGGACAGGGACAGGGACAGGGACAGGUUGGAUCUGCGUCAAAUCAAAACAACUCGGCUCCAGUAUACUAUACGGAAGAUAAGGCUGUCACCGUUCCACAUCCGUUGCCACUGUUGGCAAAGCUACAAACCGAAGGCAAUAACGAUGUUGUAGUAGCAAAUACUACAGCCGACAAUGAUCUCGAAUAUAAAAUCAAAAAUGGUCAUAUUAAUCCAGAGAGAGAUAGUGCUAGCAGUACUCCUCAACAGCAACAACAGCAACAACAACAACAGCAACAACAACAACAGCAACAACAGCAACAGCCGACGAAAGAAAAUAUUGUCGAGGGUACUCCAAAGUAUCAAUCACAUCAGCAACCAAUAUCCGAUAAAGUCAAUGUCAAUGAUAACCGGCGAUCAGCGAGCACCAUUAAUCUGGGGGAUCAAAAAUCAACAUACGGACGGCUGCGGGUUUUAGCCAUACCACCCAAUCCGACCCAGUCUCAGUCCGGUCACGAGAAUCAGGAGUUUGAUGCAAUGAUUUGUGCUACAGACAGUCCAAUGGCCAAACAGAUCUUCACAACAAUACCGCCAGCAAAUCGACGAUCAAUGACUUCAACCAAUCUGCGUCCUUCGUCAUCCGGUGCUGGUACUGCAACAGGAUCAAUCUCCACCCAACGCCUCAGCAGUGGCGGUGGUAUUAGCGGUGCUGCAGUCACAGCCGUGGCCGUGGGUUCCUUUGCUGCCAAAAGCAGCUUUGCUGGCGAUCACUCUGUAACACAGUUCGCACUGAUCGAUGAUGAGAAUGUAUCGGCGCUACAACAGGUAACAAAAGGCGGUGGAGCCCUUACACUAGCCUCCCAAUGGAAGAGUCAGUUCGAUGAUUCCGAGGACACUACGGAUAACGAGUGGAAACAAGAGCCACAGUCACAACCAAAUGUGGAUAAAUCAACUAAAGCGGAUCUAUCUUUGGCAUUAUUACGUGCAACUUCCAAUUUUCCCGUAACUCGUCACAUCAAUUUAAAAGCAGAGCCUUCCGGAACUGAUAAGGUCAAGAGAUACACACUUAAUAUAGCUGGCAUCGAGAACUAUGAGACAUUGCAACUAUCCAUACCGCACUGUUGGUCCGAGCCGGCAAUGGGUAAUGUAUUGCGAAAAGAAUUAGAGCCGCCAGCUGUGCAGCAAGCAGCUUUUGAUGAAACAGUGUAUCGCAUGGAUAUCGCCAGGAAUGUUUGUGUACGUGAAUCUUAUUCAGAAAUCGCCUCAUUGUCGAAUCAACAAAAAAUGAUGACAAAUGCUCUGCCCUCAAUCACAUCACUCAAAGAUGAGGCAGCUGCUGUCGAUGUCGAUAUAAAAAAUUCAAAUGAGGAUCAAUCAAUCAAUCAAAGCAAACAUCGUAGUAGCCUUCCAAAUGUCUGUCUAAUCGAUAUUUUUGAUGAGAAGCCAGAACCGGCAAUAAACUUGAACAGAAAUCGAGAUCCGGCUAAAAAUCCGUGUGCUGGAAUCCAUCAAGAUCAGGAUCACGAUGAUAUCGGAGUGCCUUGGUGUGCCAAGACAACAUUUUGCCAACGAAGCAAUUUGCCAAAACAGCCGCCCACAAAUCAAAUGACUCCGGAUAUGACAUCAUUUCAUCAAGGAAGCCGAAUCUCCGAACUUCUAGAUGCUGAUUAUCCACGUGAAGAUGGUUGCAUUAGUGGGCGACUUGAGAUUCGUGUCAUUCCCAAAGAAAACUCACAUCUGGACGAGUCUGUCUACUAUGAUGCCUUAGCAGCUACUGUUAAAACUCCAAUAUCGAAUAGGGUAGGAGCUGCGGGUGAUACGCAAGGUGCAGGUCAACCAAGUGAUAAGGAGCCCAUUAACUGUGAUGACAUAAUAGAAUCGGCAAAAGCUAAACUAGUCAGCUCUUCGACAACAAGUUUAAUCAAAACUGCAACAGCAAUUACCAAUUGUAGUCCACUUAUGAGCCAGCAAAAAGAGACACCAGGAACUCCCAAUGAGAUCAGCUCCUGCAGCAUUAAUUCCGUUGAAGGGAUCAAGGUCAAGCUAAAUGGCAAUAUCAAUAUCAAUGGCAGUGGCAGUGGCAGCCAGGUAACUUCUACCACUAAUCGAGAUGGAAUAUCAAAUAUAGCUGCUGCUUCUGCUGCUGCUGCUGCAUCUGCUCCUGCUCCUGGAUGCGAUAUAUCAUCAUUGUCAACGCCUAGUAAGAUUCCUGUACUAACAUCAAAUUUGCGUCAGUCAAAAUGUGCUUCUUGGGCGGGUGUCGUCACUACCAACAAUGUACCAGCACCUGGGUCAAUUGGAGCACAUGAUCUUCAGAAUUCACCCAACGAGACACAGACACAGAAACAGACAUCCAUUCUGGACCCAAAUGAUAGUCCUCUCCAUUAUGUUACUGGUUUACAAAAUAUUCCUAAUAUUACGGAUUUAACACCAGGAUUACGACGCCGUCGAGAGUCUUCUGAAGGAAAGUAUGUAACAGAUCCGACGCAAUUAAAUCUAAGAUUUCAACGUCCACGGUGUCGGGCUUCCAGCAGUUCUCGCGGCGUUCCAACAUCAAUGCUGGGCAAUUUUGAUGAUCAGUCAACUGAUAACAGUGAAGAUAAGGCUGGCAAGGGAUUAGGUGAAGACAUUACGGGAUUUGGGUCAGUUUCAUAUAAAGCCGAACCAUCAGCUGCAGCAUGGAAUCAAAAUACAAAUGAGACUCCAUUGCGAAAUGAUAUUUCGCCACCGCCGGGUGAUCCCAAAAUUGAGAAUAGUGCACGAUUACGUCGAUACAGACAUAAUAUAGAAUAAUUUAAAAAAAAAAAAAAAAAAAAAAAAAAAAGCAGCUUAUAAAUUUAAAAGCAAUAGUCUCAUGUCAUAGUAAUGAAUCGAAUAGUCAUAGAAAUAAAUACAUAAAUGGAAUUAACCCGUAUCCACGAGAAUAUACA
Messenger RNA from Drosophila innubila, 5078 nucleotides. It is a transcript of the gene Asator, whose product is annotated as tau-tubulin kinase homolog Asator. The coding region runs from base 193 to 4941 and encodes 1582 amino acids. Gene Ontology annotation, cellular component: nucleus; cytoplasm. The transcript is spliced from 16 exons. The record is from RefSeq and is a predicted model, not a curated record. Gene Ontology annotation, molecular function: ATP binding; protein serine/threonine kinase activity. Gene Ontology annotation, biological process: peptidyl-serine phosphorylation; signal transduction. Lineage: Eukaryota; Metazoa; Arthropoda; Insecta; Diptera; Drosophilidae.